Solanum stenotomum is the source of this 1606-nucleotide messenger RNA. RefSeq names its product uridine kinase-like protein 5. Gene Ontology annotation, cellular component: cytoplasm. The transcript is spliced from 14 exons. The record is from RefSeq and is a predicted model, not a curated record. Lineage: Eukaryota; Viridiplantae; Streptophyta; Magnoliopsida; Solanales; Solanaceae. Bases 47 to 1381 code for a protein of 444 amino acids. Gene Ontology annotation, molecular function: ATP binding; kinase activity.
AGCCUAAGAGAUCAAUCACGUACCUUCAUUUUUUCCAAGUUGAUCGAUGGAUUCUCAAAUGGCUGCUUCUACAGACGCUGCACAAAUCGUGUUGAAGGUACCUUUUGUUAUUGGUGUUGCUGGAGGGACUGCAUCUGGCAAAACAACUGUUUGCAAUAUGAUUAUUUCACAGCUUCAGAAUCAACGAGUCGUACUAAUCAGUCAAGAAGCAUUUUAUCAUCCAUUAACUGCAGAACAGUUAGAGAAAGUUUAUGAACACAACUUUGAUCAUCCUGAUGCCUUUAAUACAGAGCUUCUGCUUUCGUGUAUGGAAGAAUUAAAACAUGGACGAAGAAUUAACAUUCCUAAUUAUGAUUUCAAGCUCCAUAGGAGCGUGGAACCAGCUCGUGUGGUCAAUCCCUCAGAUGUCAUCAUUUUAGAUGGAAUUCUUAUUCUGCAUGAUCCUCGUAUACGUGAUCUCAUGAAUAUGAAAAUCUUUGUUGAUUCAGACUCUGAUGUACGUCUGGCCAGGAGGAUACGACGAGAUACUGUUGAGAGGAACAGAAACAUUCUGAAUGUGCUAGAUCAGUAUUCCAAACAUGUUAAACCUGGUUUUGAGGACUUCAUUCGUCCAACUAAGAAAUAUGCUGAUGUAAUAAUUCCUCGAGGAGCAGAUAAUGAUGUUGCAAUCGAUUUGAUAGUUCAACACAUUCGUACAAAGCUUGGACAACAUGAUCUUUGCAAAAUAUACUCAAAUGUAUUUGUUAUACAGUCUACAUUUCAGAUACGUGGGAUGCAUACACUUGUGCGAAAUGCAAAAACAACCAAGCAUGACUUUGUUUUUUAUGCAGAUCGCCUUAUUCGCUUGGUUGUGGAGCAUGGUCUUGGUCACCUUCCCUUUACUGAGAAGCAGAUAAUCACUCCUACAGGAUCUGUUUAUAGUGGAGUCGUUUUCUGUAAACGUUUGUGUGGAGUCUCGAUCAUUAGAAGUGGAGAAAGCAUGGAAAAUGCAUUGAGAGCUUGCUGCAAGGGAAUCAAAAUCGGAAAAAUUCUAAUCCACGGGGAGGGUAAAAGUGGAAGGCAGUUGAUCUAUGAGAAGCUACCAUCAGAUAUUGCAAGUCGACACGUAUUGCUGCUUGAUCCAGUACUUGCUUCAGGGAAUUCCGCGGUGAAAGCUAUAUCUGUGCUUCUUAGUAAAGGUGUACCAGAAUCCAACAUUGUUUUCUUAAACCUUAUAUCAGCCCCUGAGGGACUACAUACUGUAUGCAACAACUAUCCGCGAUUGAAGAUUGUAACAUCAGAGAUUGAUACAACACUUAACAAGGACUUACAUGUGAUUCCUGGUAUGGGAGAAUUUGGAGAUCGUUAUUUUGGUACUGGUAGUCGAGUUACUUCUUCCUAGCAUCAACCAUGUAAGCUUGGAGAGGACGUAGACAUAUAUAUACUCUGUCCCUCUUUUAUCUGGGAUAGAAAUCUAGUGCUCAUAUAAUCAAUCCAUAGACUGUUUUUGUAACAUUUUCCUGAAAACAUUAUCUUAGCCAUAAAGAAUUCGCGCUUUGUUCCCCCUUUUGUUCUAAUUAGAAAGAGCCAUGUCUUACUCUUUCAAGGGAAUGAAAGACAAGUAAAA